GGGGGUGGGAGGCGCGCCAGACCCGGGUCUACGUGGGCACGAAUGGCGCGGGGUUGCCCUGGGGAGCGCGCGCGUCUGCUCCAGUUGGUUGGGCUGCUGGCGGUUGAAAUGCUGUCUUCUCCACCUCCUCCCCAGCUGCUUCUCCUGGUAGCCCUGGCGGGGCUCCUAAGUCCCGGCGAGGUGGUGGCAGAACCGGCGGAGGAAGCGGGAGCCCGUUGUCCCGAGGGCCUGUGGCCUCUGCCCCCACAGGUGUUACCAAGAGUGACUUACACGCAGGUGAGACAAAGGCAGGCUGAGGUUGUCACCUUCCACUACCACCCCUGUGCCCACCCCUGGCUGAAGCUCCAGCUUGUCCUUCUGGCCCAUGUGUGUCUGGCUAAGCCCACACUCAUUCCUGAUUCCAGUCUUACUCGGGACCGGCCCCUGGUGCUGACAGCCUGGGGCAUGGCACUGGAGAUGGCAUGGGUAGAACCAGCCUGGGCUGCCCACUGGCUGAAGAGGCGGUGGAGGUGGAAGCAGAGGAAGAAAGUGUUUCUCGCGGACAUUUUUCCUAGGCCUUCUCCCUUGGUGCCAGCCUCCAGCAGAGGGAGGUUGUGUGGGAAAGGGUGUGUGCAGGCCCUGACUCUGGCCUUUGCUUUGCGGAGCUGGAGGCCUCCUGGUGUAGAGGGGACAUCUAGAGGACCCAGGCAGCCCUCUCUCAGCGGUGCCAAGAGAAGGGAGCUGCGGGCUGCCCUCCGUCUCCAGUCCACACCCUCAGGCUGGAGGCUUCCCUUGGCACAGAGCUUAAAGGCCCAGCAGCCCAUUUUGGGACUCUUGGCUGAGGGGGAUAAUGCCUCUUCUGUGACCCCUGUCUCCUUGGUGACCGGUGGACCCAGAGGCAAUGCUAGCUCCAGGACAGAGGCUCAGAUACCCAAAGGGCAAGACAGUGCAGGGGGUUGUGCCUGCAGGAGUCAGGCUUCGCCGGCCCCUCGAGCAGCACCUUCUCCAUACGCAGCCCGGGUCCCCACUCCGCGCACGAAAGAGGCUGCCUGGGCUGCCAUGGCCCUAACCUUCUUGCUAGUGCUGCUCACGCUGGCCACGCUCUGCACGCGACUGCACCGAAACUUCCGGAGGAGCGAGAGUAUCUACUGGGGACCCACAGCAGACAGCCAGGACACAGUGGCUGCUGUGCUGAAGCGAAGGCUGCUCUUGCGCCGGAUCAAGCGCGCCCGCCGAAGGCCCCUGCUCCCACCCACACCGGACAGUGGCCCGGACUCGGAGAGCUCGGACUGAGCAGGCUCAGCCGGGGUCCAGCUUCUCUUCCGGGGGAGGCGGGGCACCUCUGCCACGGGAGUUGGGUGUGGGCGCCGCCUGGUGGCAGGCAAGAAUGGCCUUAGAAGUUCCGCUUCUGGGUUGGAUGCUUGAGGGGGCCACCAACGGAUGAGGAGCAGGCAGCCUUUUCAGCUCCCUGACCCAAAUUCUCCGUUUCUCAUUAAAUUAUUUUAGUAGAAUUUAGA
Messenger RNA from Nannospalax galili (Upper Galilee mountains blind mole rat), 1496 nucleotides. RefSeq names its product tumor protein p53 inducible protein 13 (gene Tp53i13). Gene Ontology annotation, cellular component: cytoplasm. Bases 43 to 1272 code for a protein of 409 amino acids. The record is from RefSeq and is a predicted model, not a curated record. The transcript has 7 exons. Lineage: Eukaryota; Metazoa; Chordata; Mammalia; Rodentia; Spalacidae.